GGGCCCACCCCGAGCCAGAGCCGCUUCCAGGUGGACCUGGUCUCCGAGAGCGCUGGGCGGGCCGCGGCCGCGGCGGCGGCGAAGGAGCCCCCCGCCUCCGGCAAGGCCAGUGGUGGGAGCGGGCAGACCAAAGCCAGCGAGGAAGCCAAGGGCCGCUUCCGCGUGAACUUCGUGGAUCCGGCCGCCUCGUCCUCCGCGGACGAGAUGUCGGAUGCGGCGGGGGUCGGAGGCGACGGACCCAACGUGAGCUUCCAGAACGGCGGAGACACGGUGCUGAGCGAGGGCAGCAGCCUGCACUCGGGCGGCGGCGGCAGCAGCGGGCACCAGCACCACUAUUACUAUGACACCCACACCAACACUUACUACCUGCGUACCUUCGGCCACAACACCAUGGACGCCGUGCCCAGGAUCGACCACUACCGGCACACGGCCGCGCAGCUGGGCGAGAAGCUGCUCCGGCCCAGCCUGGCGGAGCUCCACGACGAGCUGGAAAAGGAACCUUUUGAGGAUGGUUUUGCCAAUGGAGAAGAAAGUACUCCAACUAGAGAUGCUGUAGUCACAUAUGCAGCAGAAAGUAAAGGAGUUGUGAAAUUUGGCUGGAUCAAGGGUGUAUUAGUGCGAUGCAUGUUAAAUAUUUGGGGUGUGAUGCUCUUUAUUAGAUUGUCAUGGAUUGUGGGUCAAGCUGGAAUUGGUCUAUCGGUUCUUGUAAUAAUGAUGGCCACUGUUGUGACAACUAUCACAGGAUUAUCUACUUCAGCAAUAGCUACUAAUGGAUUUGUGAGAGGAGGUGGAGCAUAUUAUCUAAUAUCUAGAAGUCUAGGGCCAGAAUUUGGUGGUGCAAUUGGCCUUAUCUUCGCUUUUGCUAAUGCUGUUGCAGUUGCUAUGUAUGUGGUUGGAUUUGCAGAAACGGUGGUACAGUUGCUUAAGGAACAUUCCAUACUUAUGAUAGAUUAUAUCAAUGAUAUCCGAAUUAUUGGAGCCAUUACCAUUGUGUUGCUUCUAGGUAUCUCAUUAGCUGGAAUGGAAUGGGAAGCAAAAGCUCAAAUUGUUCUUUUGGUGAUUCUGCUACUUGCUAUUGCUGAUUUCAUCAUAGGAACAUUUAUCCCAUUGGAUAGCAAGAAACCCAAAGGUUUCUUUGGUUAUAAAUCAGAAAUAUUUUCUGAGAACUUCGGACCAGAUUUUCGAGAGGAAGAGACUUUCUUUUCUAUGUUUGCCAUCUUUUUUCCUGCUGCAACUGGUAUUCUGGCUGGAGCAAAUAUCUCAGGUGAUCUUGCAGAUCCUCAGUCAGCCAUACCCAAAGGAACCCUUUUGGCCAUUUUAAUUACUACAGUGGUUUACGUAGGAAUUGCAGUAUCUGUAGGUUCUUGUGUUGUUCGGGAUGCCACUGGCAGCAUUAACGACACUAUUGUGACUGAGUUAACAAACUGUACUUCUGCAGCCUGCAAAUUAAACUUUGACUUUUCAUCUUGUGAAAGCAGUCCUUGCUAUUAUGGCCUAAUGAACAAUUUCCAGGUAAUGAGCAUGGUGUCAGGAUUUGCACCAUUAAUCUCUGCAGGUAUUUUUUCAGCUACUCUUUCUUCUGCACUAGCAUCCCUGGUGAGCGCGCCCAAAAUAUUCCAGGCCCUGUGUAAGGAUAACAUCUACCCAGCUUUCCAGAUGUUUGCUCAAGGUUAUGGGAAGAACAAUGAACCUCUUCGUGGCUACAUCUUAACCUUCUUGAUUGCACUUGGAUUCAUCCUAAUUGCUGAACUGAAUGUCAUCGCUCCAAUUAUCUCUAACUUCUUCUUAGCAUCGUAUGCACUGAUCAACUUCUCAGUGUUCCAUGCAUCUCUAGCAAAAUCGCCAGGUUGGCGUCCUGCAUUCAAAUACUACAACAUGUGGAUAUCACUUAUUGGAGCAAUUCUUUGUUGCAUAGUAAUGUUUGUCAUCAACUGGUGGGCCGCAUUACUUACAUAUGUUAUAGUCCUCGGGCUGUAUAUUUAUGUUACCUACAAAAAACCAGAUGUGAACUGGGGCUCCUCUACACAAGCUCUGACUUACCUGAACGCUUUGCAGCAUUCCGUUCGUCUGUCUGGAGUGGAAGACCAUGUGAAAAACUUUAGUUGUCACAGUAAUAUCGCUUAUCCCACUUGUACCUGUAUUUUCCUUUUCCGUUCCUUCUCCUCUCUUCAACCUUCUGAACUUCACCCUUGGGGCCCUCGAAGGCAAGCCAUGAAAGAGAUGUCCAUUGAUCACAUCAAAUAUCAGCGAUGGCUUAUUAAAAACAAGAUGAAGGCGUUUUAUGCUCCAGUACACGCAGAUGACUUGAGAGAGGGCACACAAUAUUUGAUGCAGGCUGCUGGUCUUGGUCGUAUGAAACCAAAUACACUUGUCCUUGGAUUUAAGAAAAAUUGGUUGCAAGCAGACAUGAGCGAUGUGGAUAUGUACAUAAAUUUAUUUCAUGAUGCCUUUGAUAUCCAAUAUGGAGUGGUGGUUAUCCGCUUAAAAGAAGGUCUGGAUAUAUCUCAUCUUCAAGGACAAGAAGAAUUAGUGUCAUCACAAGAGAAAUCUCCUGGUGCCAAGGAUGUGGUACUAAGUGUGGAAUGCAGUAAAACAUCAGACUUGGAUGCUUCCAGACAAUCUGGUGAAAAGACUAUUAAACAUAAAGAUGAGGAAGAGGAUGGCAAGACUCCAACUCAACCACUGUUGAAAAAAGAAUCUAAAGGCCCUGUUGUGCCUUUAAAUGUAGCUGACCAAAAACUCCUUGAAGCUAGUACACAGUUUCAGAAAAAACAAGGAAAGAACACUAUUGAUGUCUGGUGGCUUUUUGAUGAUGGAGGCUUGACCUUAUUGAUACCUUAUCUUCUGACUACGAAGAAAAAAUGGAAAGACUGUAAGAUUAGAGUAUUCAUUGGAGGAAAAAUAAAUAGAAUAGACCACGACCGGAGAGCGAUGGCUACUUUGCUUAGCAAGUUCCGGAUAGACUUCUCGGACAUCAUGGUCCUAGGAGAUAUCAAUACCAAACCAAAGAAAGAAAAGAGCCUCCCAGUUGCACGAAAAGGUGCUGUGUCAAGUGCUCUCUAUAUGGCUUGGUUAGAAGCUCUGUCUAAGGACCUGCCACCAAUCCUCCUAGUCCGUGGGAAUCAUCAAAGUGUGCUGACCUUCUAUUCAUAAAGGCUCUCGACACAUGGACAGCCUAGUGCCUAGUGAAAACUGAAAUCUUCAAUAACAAGAUAACAUCACAAUGACAAACUGACAUUCCUUUCACUACUUCAUUGAUUUGAGAGCACACGGGAAGUUGCUCCAGGAUGUGUCAGUUUGCAUCACUCGUAAUGAAUGACGGUUCCUUGUUGGGCAGAAGCUCAUGAGACUGAAGUUUUCCUUUGCUGCUUAAAUAGCAAUAAAAAUACGUGUUAUUUUUUGAUCGAUGAAAGGAGUACAAAAGCCUUUAGCCUUGAGGUGCCUUCUGAAAUUAACCAAAUUUCAUCCUUUUAUAAAUUUAUAUAAUGUCAAACAUUGCCUUCAGACAUUUUUAUUUCUAGUCUCUUCCAUCUUAAAAUAAAAAUAGUUGCUACGUUACUUUUCCAUUGACCAAUUAGUGUUGAGCAUUAUGUUUCUGUUUGCUUUUAUAAAGGUAUCUGUUAGAUAUUAAAUAUGGGAAGUAGAGCAGUUAAUGAGUAAUGCAAAAGAAAAAAAAUGAGAACAAAAACUGGCCCCAAAGUUGGCUUUGUAUGUAUCAAUACAGAUGUAAAGACAGAAGGGCUCAAUACACCUUUUGUCGCCCCCUCUCUUGCAUUCGCA
Messenger RNA from Echinops telfairi (small Madagascar hedgehog), 3780 nucleotides. It is a transcript of the gene SLC12A2, whose product is annotated as solute carrier family 12 member 2. The annotation marks the transcript as partial. The record is from RefSeq and is a predicted model, not a curated record. Gene Ontology annotation, molecular function: ammonium channel activity; sodium:potassium:chloride symporter activity. The transcript has 25 exons. Gene Ontology annotation, biological process: potassium ion import across plasma membrane; cell volume homeostasis; sodium ion homeostasis. Gene Ontology annotation, cellular component: membrane. NCBI's taxonomy places the organism in Eukaryota, Metazoa, Chordata, Mammalia, Afrosoricida, Tenrecidae.